This is a messenger RNA of Linum trigynum, 2756 nucleotides long. The record is from the annotation of a GenBank genome assembly. NCBI's taxonomy places the organism in Eukaryota, Viridiplantae, Streptophyta, Magnoliopsida, Malpighiales, Linaceae.
GAAAGUAAUUAUAUGUGUGCGGGCGGGUACCCAUAGGGCGGGUUUACCUAAACCCAAAUCCAACCCGACCCGAUGAAUAAUGUAACGGGUUUAAACCCGAACCCGGCUCAAAACCCGUCAACACGAAUUUUACCCGCGUUGACCGGGUUGGGUCGGAUGGGUACCCGUGGGUUCGGGUUUUGUUGCCAUCCCUAAAUGUGGGUUAGAAUGGUUUGAUCAUUAUUUGAGAUGGAGGAACCGACUCCCUGGUCAGACCAAUCAGCAAUGGUAGCCCUUUACCCAUAAUCUGAACCCACGUUACUCGUAUACUACGGCCGGAAAAGAAGAAAAGAACUCAUAUCAGUAGUCCUCACUUGCAGAAGUUUUGGGGGGAAUUCGCGGCGAUGGAGAGAGGGAAAAAGGCGGCGGCGAUGGGGAAGAAAGGUUUCUCAUCUUCCCCAGCAAUGCCACCCAUGUCUCUAGACCAGUUCGUCUCCACCAUGGCCCCUCUGAUUGAUAUGGAAAAGGAAGCCGAAAUAUCAGCCUCCGUAAGCUCCGGCGCCACCAGGAACUUGGAGACUGCUCAAAAGCGCGGCUCUGCAAUUUUCAAUCUGAAAUGCGUCGAUGCCCAGACUGGGCUGAUGGGGAAAUCGCUGCUCGAGUUCCAAUCAACCAAAGGAGAUGUUCUUCCUGCUCAUAAGUUUGGCAUCCAUGAUGUUGUUAUUCUGAAGCCAAACAAGGCUGAUUCGGGGUCUGCUGGUCUCGGGCAAGGUGUGGUGUACCGAUUGAAGGACACCUCUAUCACUGUUGCUUUUGAUGAUAUGCCCGAGGAUGGCUUGAAUAGUUCGCUCCGACUCGAGAAAGUUGCUAAUGAGAUAACUUAUCGUAGGAUGAAGGACGCAUUGAUACAAUUGAGUAAAGGUGUGCACAAGGGCCCUGCUUCAGAUUUAGUCCCAGUUCUUUUUGGUGAGAGACAACCUACUGUGGCAAAGAAGGAUGUUACAUUCACUGCAUUUAACUCCAACCUCGAUCACUCACAGAAAGAUGCAGUUUCAAGAGCUCUAUCAUCGAAAAAUGUGUUUUUAUUGCACGGGCCUCCUGGAACGGGGAAAACGACCACUGUCGUGGAGAUAAUUUUACAAGAAGUGAAACGUGGAUCAAAGAUUCUUGCAUGUGCUGCUUCCAACAUUGCUGUUGAUAACAUUGUUGAGCGACUUGUUCCUCACAGAGUGAAGUUGGUGAGAUUGGGACAUCCAGCACGUUUACUACCUCAAGUACUAGAUAGUGCCCUUGAUGCACAGGUAUUACGUGGAGACAACAGCAGUUUGGCUAAUGACAUCCGGAAGGAAAUGAAGGCAUUAAAUGGGAAGCUAUUGAAGACCAAAGACAAAAACACUAGAAGAGAGAUCCAAAAGGAGCUCAGAACCCUCACUAAAGAAGAGCGUAAAAGGCAGCAGCUGGCUGUUAUGGAUGUCAUCAAAACUGCUGAUGUGGUGUUAACUACUCUGACUGGUGCUGCUACUCGCAAGCUGGACUCUACAUCAUUCGAUUUGGUCAUUAUUGAUGAAGCUGCCCAGGCACUUGAGAUUGCUUGCUGGAUGCCUUUGUUGAAGGGUUCAAGAUGCAUACUUGCUGGUGACCACCUUCAGCUACCUCCGACCAUCCAAAGUGUUGAAGCAGAGAAGAAAGGCUUAGGAAGAACCCUAUUUGAGCGUCUAGCAGAUCUCUAUGGCGAUGAAGUUACAUCUAUGCUUACUGUGCAGUAUCGCAUGCAUGAGCUCAUUAUGAACUGGUCCUCUAAGGAGCUAUAUGACAGCAAGAUUGAAGCCCAUCCAAGUGUUGCAGCACAUGCAUUAUAUGAUCUUGAGGGUGCAAACAAGUCAACUUCAACAGAAGCCACACUUCUUCUUGUGGACAUUGCAGGUUGUGACAUGGAAGAAAAGAAAGACGAAGAAGAUAGCACACUGAAUGAAGGUGAAGCUAAAGUUGCUAUCGCUCAUGCUAAGAGACUAGUAAGCAGUGGAGUUCAGGCCUCUGAUAUUGGAAUCAUUACACCGUAUGCCGCACAGGUAGUUCUGUUAAAAAUACUCAGAGGCAAUGAAGACAAGCUGAAGGAAGUGGAGAUUUCAACUGUUGACGGUUUUCAAGGCAGGGAGAAGGAAGCCAUCAUUAUAUCCAUGGUUCGAUCGAAUUCCAAGAGUGAGGUUGGGUUUCUCAGUGAUCGUAGACGGAUGAACGUAGCAGUGACGCGGGCAAGAAGGCAAUGCUGCCUUGUUUGUGAUACCGAAACAGUCAGUAGCGAUGGGUUUCUGAAGCGAUUGGUUGAGUAUUUUGAGGAGCACGGUGAGUAUCUCAGUGCCUCUGAGUACGUCGAUGAAUAAGCACAAGAUCCCAGAGAAGAACCAGCCACCUUUUUCUUGGCUGUAUACUUUAGUUACGAACUUACGAAAGGGUUCUUCAUCCUUGAAACCCAUCAGCAGCGGUAGUAGUCUCUAUUCGAUUCACGUGAGGUCUUCUUUUUUCCUGUUGGAGGAGGGAUUAUGUAUGGAGGUUGAGCUUUACAAAACUCACGAACAUGAAGUUUCAUUAACAGAUCAGAUUCGUCUUUGUACGAUUACAUUCCCAUGAGGAUCAUACUCACACAAGAGGUAGGUAUUACCAUUGGCACACUUGACCCUAGCACAACUCACUCGCCUAGUACUCCACACCAACUGCGUAUAGUGCAAGCAAUCUCGAUUCAGCAUACAAGUAUCACGCUCGUAGUCAUAGUACGCUUC